This is a messenger RNA of Pygocentrus nattereri (red-bellied piranha), 4825 nucleotides long. Its product is annotated as activin receptor type-2A. Gene Ontology annotation, biological process: activin receptor signaling pathway; cellular response to growth factor stimulus; protein phosphorylation. The record is from RefSeq and is a predicted model, not a curated record. Gene Ontology annotation, cellular component: plasma membrane; activin receptor complex. The transcript has 12 exons. Lineage: Eukaryota; Metazoa; Chordata; Actinopteri; Characiformes; Serrasalmidae. The coding region runs from base 1391 to 2956 and encodes 521 amino acids. Gene Ontology annotation, molecular function: ATP binding; activin binding; activin receptor activity.
GUGGGCGGGGCUUGUUGGAAUACGGGCGGGAAAAAAAUCCGAGGAGGAGCUGAGAGGGAAAAAAACAAAAACAAUCCGUGCCGAACGCCAUCUUGAUUCCAGUGUAGUUUUCCCCUGAAUGAGGACGGGGAGCCAGCGCUCUGGGUUCGAGGAGGAGGCGGGCGGAAAGUCUCUCGACAUUUAUUAUUCGCAGCAGGUUGGCAGUCGAAAGUGUCAGAUAGUCUUCGAGGACAGUCGACCGACACGACUCGUACUUACCGGAGCCGUUUCUACGAGCGGGCUUGGAGCGCGGUAGGAAGGAGCCCGGGACGAGCCAGGUCGGUCGGACUGGCUCCGACUGAUAACGCACUUUUACUCGGCUCGGCUGUGAGCUGCGCUGCGCUAGCCCGCUGACUACAGGCGCUCUGGAAACCAACGCGCACGGUUAACGUUAUAACGUCCGUUUCGAGCAACACGUCCGCGCCUUUAGCAUUUCGGCGAAGACUUGGCCACUUUUGCGGUGACGUUCUCGCCUGACAGUUAAUUCCUUCCUUUGCUGGCUAGAUUUGGGACAAUAUAACGCUGGGUUAUUUCUUGGAUGUUGUCGUUGCUUCUGUCUUUCUAACACCAGGAGGACGGUAUGGAUUUACCCGUGUGGUCACCACCACCAUCAUCAUUAUUGCCUUCCUCGAGUUGGAGGAAUUAAGGAAAUCUGUCGAUCGAGAUUAAAAGCCGACUGAGUUACUUAACCUACAGCCCUCCGCGUAUUGAGGCGCUGACACAAAGACUUUAUCACUGAGGAACCUACAGUACCGUGUCAGCCCGAGCAGCGGUAGCGUUUUCGCCAGAAACGUGAUGUUCGUGAUUUCGCUGGAAAAAACAUUUAGGACAUUAAUGAAGUUGUAAGUUGAGAACCGACAGGAGCAGGUAUCGUUGACGUUAGCCUGCCCGCUAACUCUGUGUUCUUCACGCCGAUAUCAACUUGUCACGCGUUUCUGAGGUGAAGCGCGAGGCGUUGUUUUUAUUUGAGUCGUGUUAAAAUGAACGGUCAGAAAACGUUCCACACCGCCGAGCUAGAGGACACAGACGAGCUUGUUGCUGUGGCGGUUUGACGGACAGACGAACUUUUUUAACAUUAUUUUUAUCCUCGUUCGCGUCUUCACCCAAACAAGCCGCGAAGCCCUGAACUGAGCAUGUUUUCUCUCGGCGGUCCGGAGAGCCUCCAAAGCCGGAGAGGAGCCGGUCUGCUGGGGAGGAAGCUCCCAGCCUCCUGCUGAACGACCCUCUGCUGCUGUGUUUGUGUUCAUUCAUCGACGCUCGGGCAGCUUUUGCACGGACAUAAAGCACCGAGUCGUGCUCUUUUUAGGAUUUAUUCCAGUGCAGGAAUCCGCCUGGGGGAGGGCGACUGAGCAUGGGGUCUGCAACCAAACUCGCCUUCGCCGUGUUCCUCAUCUCCUGCUCCUCAGGAGCCAUCCUGGGCCGCUCAGAAACCCAGGAGUGUGUGUUCUACAACGCGAGCUGGGAAAAAGACCGGACAAAUCGCAGCGGAAUCGAGCCAUGUUCUGGAGAAAAAGAUAAACGGCGACAUUGUUUCUCCACCUGGAAGAACAACUCAGGAACCAUUGAAAUCGUCAAACAGGGUUGUUGGCUUGAUGAUGUCAACUGCUACGACAGCACUGAGUGUGUGGAGAGGAAGGAUAGCCCUGAUGUGUUUUUCUGCUGUUGUGAGGGGAACAUGUGCAACGAGAAGAUUUACUACAGCCCGGAUACACAAGCUGUUCAGACCACGUCGAACUCCUUCACGCCGAAGCCGGAGCUUUGCAACACGCUGCUGUACUCCCUGGUGCCCAUCAUGGGCAUCGCCGCAAUCCUGCUCUUUUCCUUCUGGAUGUACCGCCACCAUAAGCUGGCCUACCCGCCCGUACUCGUGCCCACACAGCACGCCUUUCAUAUAAUGAUAGAGGACCCUGGGCCAACUCCCCCCUCUCCGUUCCUGGGUCAGAAGCCACUGCAGUUGCUCGAGGUCAAAGCCAGGGGGCGCUUCAGCUGCGUGUGGAAGGCACAGCUACUUAGUGAACACGUGGCUGUAAAAAUCUUCCCCAUACAGAAUAAGCUGUCUUGGCAGAAUGAGUAUGAUAUUCACAGUAUUAGUGGGAUGAAACAUGAGAACAUUCUCAGCUUCAUCGGAGCUGAGAAGAGAGGAAACGGCAUGGACAUCGAGCUGUGGCUCAUUACAGCUUACCACGAGAAGGGUUCAUUGACCGAUUACCUGAAGGCUAAUGUGGUGUCCUGGAAUGAGCUGUGUCACAUAGCGCAGACUUUUGCUCGAGGUUUGGCAUAUCUGCACGAGGACAUCCCUGGACUGAAGGAUGGUCAUAAGCCUGCUGUUGCACACAGGGAUAUUAAGAGUAAGAAUAUACUGCUGAAGACUAAUUUGAGUGCCUGCAUUGCUGAUUUUGGCCUUGCUCUCAAAUUUGAAGCGGGAAAGUCUGCAGGUGACACGCACGGACAGGUGGGCACUCGACGCUACAUGGCUCCGGAGGUGUUGGAAGGAGCUAUAAAUUUCCAGCGGGAUGCCUUCCUGAGGAUUGACAUGUACGCUGUGGGACUCGUGCUGUGGGAACUGGCAUCCCGCUGCACUGCCGCUGACGGUCCGGUGGAUGAAUACGCAUUGCCGUUUGAAGAGGAGGUGGGGCAGCACCCGUCAUUAGAGGACAUGCAGGAAGUCGUCGUACACAAGAAGCUCAGACCAACUUUGAGAGAGUACUGGCAGAAGCAUACGGGCCUGGCCAUGCUGUCUGAGACUAUAGAGGAGUGUUGGGAUCACGAGGCGGAGGCGCGACUCUCUGCCGGCUGUGUGGAGGAACGCAUCAUCACUAUGCAGCGACAGACCAACCUCAUUGCCCCUGACGACAUCCUCACCGUCGUCACCAUGGUGACCAACCUGGACUACCCGCCCAAAGAGUCCAGCCUAUGAUGCAGCUCAUCAUCAGGCAAUCGGACUGCAGCAACAGGACGACAACGUUGUGUAAGGUGUGAACUGACGUAUAUCAGGAGCACCUUCAGCACCAGGUGUGAGAUGCUUUACUCAUUGUAGACUCCCGUGUGCUUCUGGAGAGAAAAAGAAAACACUUGAAAACUGAUCAAAAAACUCACACACACAAAGGACCUUCACAAUGGAGGCUCACGGAAGUCGCCGUUUGCACCACAACUGUUUUUUUUUUUUUUCUACAAUCGGAAGACUCCCUGAAGUUCUUGGUUUCUUUUUCUUUUUAAAGAGUGAAAACUUUUAUCACAAGCAAGAUAAAAAAAAACUUGAUUUUAGUAUAAAAAGGGCAUCACUCUUUAAACUAUAUUUGCUUUUUUUUUCUUGGCGUGUUUCUAUGAAUGAUUAUUGUAAUGCCAAUAAGAAACCGCUUCUGAAUGUCCAGUGUACUACUGCUCAACACACACAUACAGACACACACAGUAGUCAAAUCUACUGAGGAAUCAUUUCACAGCACUGCAUCAGAUCAAGCAUAGACCUCCCUGAACCAGGUAUACCUCAGUCUGCCAUAUGCUCCUUUUCAACUCUGUAUCACAGAGCAGAGAGUCGGUCUCGCUGAGAGGCAGCCGGCCCAGCUCAAGCUGAGCAGGAUCCAGCCAAAUAUACACAGCCAUACUCACCAGCCUCGGGGAACUUCUGAGUGUUGGAGUUUAUAAAAUGCAUCAGUUUGAACUGUUUGAGUCAAACAAGAGGCAGGAAACAUCAUUUGAAGAGAGAUGAAAUUGAACUGAAAUUCAUGAAAUUCUUUUCAGUCUUUUCAAUGAGGAGUUCCUGAACUGGUAGUAUAUCGUUGCUGUCAUUUAAAAAAAAAAAAAAACUUUUUCCAUUUUAACUUUCGUUUUUUAUGUGCUUUUAUUGAUCCAACAAGAAAGAUGUCACUUUGAUGCCAACCAUGUCCAGUCUGGGGGCAGCACAGCAUCAACAGCAGUGCGGUGGGGAAUCAAAUGUCUUCUCAAAGGCCACAAACAGAUAUAUCUAAUUCUGGGAUUUGAACCUGCAAACUUUUGGUUGCUGGCUCUCCUUUCCCAUCACUAGGCUACUAAUAGAAAUGGUCCACAAGGUGAUGCCAUUUAAAAUGGACAUUUGUGAGUGUGAAGAAUGAAAAGAAAACUUUUAAAGUAGUUCUUUUACAGCAUUGUGCAGCAUUGGCCCCUUUUGCCACCUUUAAAAAUGUCCUUGGAAUAAAAUCUUGUUCCUGCCACGCAGAUUAAAGUUAAGAACAUUUUUUCUUUCUCCUGUAAAGUUAAAUGGAUAUAAAGAAAUAUGGGGCCGGUUUUGUUGCCAUGGAUUAAGCCAAGUCUUGGGCUAAAUUAUAAUGCCAGUGGUGUUCCACCAUUAAAAUUCCAAUUUCAUCUAGGCUUAGGCUUAAUCUGGCUUUGGGAAACUGGCCCAUGAGUCCUUACAAGAAAGUCUGUUCACUUAGUGGCUGUUUUGGCCAUGUUUCUGGGCAGUUAUUUCCACUUAUACAAGUCCAGGCUCCUGUCUCUAUGUUUGUAGAGAGAUCUAUAAACCCCAGACUGAAUGUUUCAAAAACUUAUUUGAAAUCACUGAUGAAAUCUGAUAAAAAUAGCAUAAAUAGUUUGUAGUUUUGGCUCAAGUAAUGCACAAGAAUGUGAUUUUUCAGGUUGUUCUGGCUACUGCGCAUGCACAUCCCCUUAACAAGGCUGGGCUUUUCACACUUAUCACCUUUAAAGCGAUUGGCUGUUUGCUGGCCCUUUAGAAACUAGCUGUAAUAAUGCCAUGUGAAAUGUUACACGCUAACCCAUUCAUUUCUCAACCAGUAAACUGUUUCUUCUAUAA